UUAUUUUCAAAUUUACGAUUUCGAGAGAGCUAGAGAAAGCGGAGGCGACACGAGAAGCCAUUUCAGAGACAUUGAGCGAAGGAAGAAGAAAGGAGCUCAGGAAGUGAGAUCAAAAUGGCGAGAAGAGGAUUUCUAAUGUCCUGCUUCUUGGCAGAGGGCUCCUCGCGAGACCUCUCUGCGAGGCCCCGAUAUCCAUCGAUGCCGAGGUACCCGAAGGGGGUGGCUAAGGAGGAGGCGAUGGGAACUAGAAAAGACGUAGAGGCGCCGCCGGAGGGGCAUAGGACGGUGACGUUCUCUGUGUACGGAAUGGCGUGUUCAGCCUGCGCUGGGUCGGUGGAGAAGGCGAUCAAGCGACUACCGGGCAUCCACAACGCCGCAAUCGAUGUCCUCAACAACCGUGCUCAAGUUAUCUUUUACCCCAAUUUCGUCUCGGAGGAUCAAAUUCGAGAAACAGUUGAAGAUGCUGGAUUUGAAGUUGCAUUGAUUCAAGAUGAUGUUAAAGAAUUAACAACUCUUACAUGCAGGCUGCAUAUUAAGGGGAUGACCUGUACUUCUUGCUCCAGUACAGUGGAAUCAGCAUUACAAUCUAUUCCUGGGGUCCAAAAAGCUGUAGUGGCCUUGGCAACUGAAGAGGCAGAAAUUCGUUAUGAUCCUAAGCUUGUAAGUGCUGACCAACUCAUCAAGGGAGUUGAUGAUACUGGAUUUGAAGCAAUACUGAUUACAGCAGGGGAAGGUAGGAACAAAAUACAACUUAAAAUAGAAGGGGCCUGCACUGAAAGGUCUAUCAGAAUGGUUGAAAGUUCACUCCAGGCACUCCCUGGCAUAGAGGAAAUUGUUACGGAUCCUGUUCUUCAUACAGUUUCAGUAUCCUACAAGCCAGAUCAAACUGGCCCUCGUAACUUCAUUGAAGUGAUUCAAUCAAUAGAUUCUGGUCGUUUAUCAGCAACAAUAUACUCAGAAGGAGGGGGGAGGGAAUCGCACAAGCGUGAAGAGAUUAGGCAGUACUACCAUUCUUUCCUCUGGAGCUUGCUAUUCACGGUCCCAGUAUUUCUCUUUUCCAUGGUGUUUAUGUAUAUUCCUGGCAUAAAUCACAAGCUAGAUAUCAAAGUAGUGAAUAUGUUAAGCAUCGGAGAGCUUCUAAGGUGGAUAUUAUCAACUCCCGUGCAAUUUAUAAUUGGCCGAAGGUUUUAUACUGGUGCGUACAAAGCUUUGAGACAUGGAUCUGCUAAUAUGGAUGUGCUGAUAGCUCUUGGAACCAAUGCAGCGUAUUUUUACUCUGUUUACUCUGUGCUCAGAGCAGCGACUUCUCGAGAUUUUGAGUCGAAUGAUUUCUUUGAGACAAGUUCUAUGCUCAUUUCUUUCAUUCUACUCGGGAAGUAUCUUGAGGUACUAGCAAAAGGCAAAACAUCAGAGGCCAUUGCUAAACUCAUGGACUUGGCACCAGAAACUGCAGUCCUCAUCAUUCAUAACGAAGAUGGAAAUAUAGUUAGUGAAAGGGAAAUUGACAGUCGAUUGAUACAACAUAAUGACGUGAUCAAAGUGAUGCCUGGUGCAAAGGUAGCUUGUGAUGGCUUUGUAAUAUGCGGUCAGACCUAUGUCAAUGAGAGUAUGGUAACUGGAGAAGCAAGACCUGUUGCAAAGAGGAAGGGGGAUAGUGUGAUAGGGGGCACUGUAAAUGAGAAUGGCAUGUUGCAUGUCAGGGCAACACAUGUUGGAUCUGAAAGUGCUUUAUCACAAAUUGUUCGCCUUGUUGAAUCAGCUCAAAUGGCCAAAGCUCCUGUACAGAAGUAUGCUGAUCGCAUUUCCAAAUAUUUUGUACCACUUGUCAUUAUUCUAUCACUCUUAACUUGGCUGGCUUGGUUUCUAGUGGGAAAAUACAAUGGCUAUCCAAAAUCUUGGAUUCCAUCUUCAAUGGAUGGGUUUCAGCUUGCCCUUCAAUUUGGCAUAUCAGUUAUGGUCAUAGCAUGUCCAUGCGCACUUGGCUUGGCAACCCCCACUGCUGUCAUGGUGGGCACUGGAGUUGGUGCUUCUCAGGGUGUGUUGAUUAAAGGAGGUCAAGCACUUGAGAGUGCUCAUAAGGUGAACUGCAUUGUUUUUGACAAGACAGGCACUCUUACAACAGGGAAGCCGGUUGUCAUUAGCACAAGGCUUUUGAAGAAUAUGACCUUGCGUGAUUUCUAUGAAUAUGUUGCAGCUGCUGAGGCAAACAGCGAGCAUCCCUUGGCGAAGGCCAUUGUGGAGUAUGCAAGGAAGUUUACAUUAGAAGAAAAAUAUACUUGGCCUGCAGCACAAAACUUCGUGUCUAUCACGGGUCAUGGCGUCAAAGCCAUAGUAGGAAACAAAGAGCUCAUUGUAGGAAACGAGAGUUUGAUGCAGGACUCUGGCAUUGAAAUCCCAGAUCAAGCUUUAGAACUUCUCAAGGAAGCUGAGGAAAUGGCACAAACAGGAAUCCUUGUGGCCAUGAACCAGGAGAUUGUGGGAGUGAUUGCAGUUUCUGAUCCCCUGAAACCUGGUGCCCAGGAUGUCAUAAACAUUCUUAAGUCCAUGGAUGUGAGGAGCAUUAUGGUAACAGGAGACAAUUGGGGCACUGCAAAGGCCAUUGCCAAAGAGGUUGGGAUAGACACCAUUGUUGCUAAAGCAAAGCCUGGAGACAAGGCAGAAAAAGUGAAAGAACUUCAGAUGUCUGGGUUAACGGUGGCCAUGGUUGGUGAUGGAAUCAACGACUCGCCGGCACUUGUAUCUGCUGAUGUAGGUAUGGCAAUUGGUGCCGGCACUGACGUCGCCAUUGAAGCGGCUGAUAUUGUUCUCAUGAAAAGCAACCUAGAGGAUGUUAUAACUGCUAUAGAUCUUUCAAGGAAAACCUUCUCACGGAUUCGCAUGAACUACAUGUGGGCGCUUGGUUACAACAUCAUUGGCAUUCCUAUUGCUGCUGGAGUUUUAUUCCCUUCAACAAGGUUUCGAUUGCCGCCAUGGGUUGCAGGCGCUGCUAUGGCAGCUUCAUCAGUCAGUGUUGUCAUGUGCUCGCUCUUACUUAAGAACUAUAAAAGGCCAAAGAAGUUGGAAACCCUUCAGAUAAAAGGCAUCAUGGUCGAGUGAAUUGCUUGCUGGAAUGAGAUCUUCGAUCUUCCGAGUUUUGAGCUCUGUAAAUAUGUACAGAGGUUUGCUUCAUUGGCUGAUAGAAAGUUGGAACUACAUGUUUUGCUACAAUAAGUUCAUGAGUGUUGAAUCUAAAUGAUUGUCGACUACACUAUAACAAGCAUCAUUGGGUGAUAAUGUGCGUCACAAUUAUCAUCCUGGUCAUUCCGAACUACAUUUUUUAUAUACUUGGAUGUAUUUGGUUGUA
This is a messenger RNA of Dendrobium catenatum, 3343 nucleotides long. Its product is annotated as copper-transporting ATPase HMA5-like. Gene Ontology annotation, molecular function: ATP binding; ATP hydrolysis activity; copper ion binding. The record is from RefSeq and is a predicted model, not a curated record. The coding region runs from base 115 to 3096 and encodes 993 amino acids. Gene Ontology annotation, cellular component: membrane. NCBI's taxonomy places the organism in Eukaryota, Viridiplantae, Streptophyta, Magnoliopsida, Asparagales, Orchidaceae. Gene Ontology annotation, biological process: monoatomic cation transport. The transcript is spliced from 6 exons.